AGCAAAAAUCGAGAUUAUAAAGAAAAACAUAAGAAUUUCUCGACAAGUUAUUAGAAAAGGCCCUCGUGCUUCGCCGCCCGCGUGUGUGGUCUCCAUCUCCAUUCGCUUCGCUGCUUCGCCGCUUUGAAUGCGGGCAAGUUAAGCCACGGUGGCCUUGAAGCAAACCUGCUUCCUGGCAGCCGAUGAGCGGCUGAAAUACGUACGGCCGGUCACCGGGUGCACGGUCACGUCGACGUAGCUACAUGUAGAUCAACUGAUCGUGUGGCGUGCACGAUCACACCCGUACCAACGCACCCAGUACAUAUAGCGUUAACGCGUUUUGCCUUUGUACAGAGUCAGAGAUAGCUAGCUAGCUACAUUAGCUCAGCAUAGCACAACAUUAAUCCAAACUUUGGCGCCGACAGAGCGGCAGUGCGGUAUCGACGUAAGGUGAUGUUGGGUGUAAGAAUUGCUCUGGGGGGAUGUCGAGGUCGGGAAUCAUUGCGUAGCUAUGUAAAGGCACGGAGUUGGCUGUCUAGCAUGGCUGCUGUGCAGCCUCAAAGCACCGAAAGCAGCAGUAGACGCACCUGCAGCAGUUUUACCAACCCCGCCGUCAAACCUGUUGAGCAAAAGAUGGGCCCCGUCUGCUCCUACAACGAGUGGGAUCCUCUGGAGGAAAUCAUUGUGGGACGGGUAGAGGGGGCUGCAGUGCCUCCGUUCAGUAUAGAAGUCAAGGCCAACACCAACGAAAAGCACUGGGACUUUUUCAAGAGAUCCGGUGGCUGUUCCUUUCCAGCUGAACAUGUCGAGAGGGCCAAGGCCGAGAUUGAAGAACUGUGUAACAUACUCCGUCAUGAGGGGGUCACAGUCCGACGUCCUGAGCCGGUCGACUUCCAGAAAGAGUACUCCACACCCGACUUCACUUCAAGCGGAUUGUAUGCUGCUAUGCCACGAGACAUUCUCCUGGUAAUUGGCGAUGAGAUCAUAGAAAGUCCCAUGGCCUGGCGUUCCCGAUUUUUCGAGUAUCGGGCCUACCGCCCACUGAUGAAGGAAUACUUCAGGGCGGGAGCGAAGUGGACCACUGCGCCCAAACCACAAAUGAGUGAUGAACUCUAUGAUAUGAACUACCCUAUGGACUCGGUGACGGAGCGCAACACACUGGCAGCCAGAGGCCGAUUUGUGACCACCGAGUUUGAGCCCUGCUUUGACGCGGCCGAUUUCAUCCGGGCAGGCAGGGACAUCUUCUGUCAGAGGAGCCAGGUCACUAAUCUGAUGGGCAUUGAGUGGAUGCAGCGUCAUCUUGGCGAUGAGUACACCGUCCACCAGAUCUCCUUCAACGAUCCCAACCCCAUGCACAUUGACGCCACGUUCAACAUCAUCGGUCCAGGGUUGGUGAUUGUCAAUCCCGACCGGCCGUGCAAUCAGCUCAGCAUGUUCAAGAAGGCCAACUGGGAUUUUGUGACCGCUCCUAAGCCCGUGUUUCCUGACGACCAUCCCCUAUGGAUGUCCUCCAAGUGGCUCUCCAUGAAUGUCUUGAUGCUGGACCCUAAACGUGUCGUUGUGGACGAAAUCGAGAAACCAACGCAGGAGAUGUUCCGUCGCCUGGGCAUCGAGUGCAUCUGCGUUUCUAUUCCCUUUGCUAACUCCUUCGGUGGCGGCUUCCACUGCUGGACCAGCGACAUACGCCGCCGGGGCACCCUAGAGACCUAUUUUUAAACUUUGAAACUUUUUCUUACGUAAAUCAGAUCGUUUUCUCACUCGCAGUAUACAUUUAAUACAGUACCAUGAUAAUAUUCUUCCUUUUCAAAAUUAUAUUUAUAGACAUAAAAUGUAUUUCAUAUAUGCUAUAAUACAUGUUUAUGGUAGAUCCAUUUUAAAAUAAACUGUUCUUUCUAUGGCUUAGUCAUUAGCCAAAAUGUAUUUUAGCUGCUUCAAGAAACAAAAAAUCAAUAAAAUAAAUCUGAAGCAGAUUAUUUAACAACUAAUCUGUCAAUCUUUCUGCUCAGUAGGCAUACUUUUUGAGAAAAGUGCAAAUGCACGUUUAUUUUUCUCGACACAAAGCAAGGUUUCCAUUGAUAGCCCUCACUUCCAAAAUGUUCAUAUGUUUUGAAUUGCACCCUCUUGUGGUAUGAUCCCCAAUGUGUGUCUCGAAAAAAAAAAAAUCUUAUUCAUUCAUAUUUAGGCCUCAUUGAUUGCAAACUACUUUGGUCAAUUCGGUGUAGUAUUUGGAGGGGAAAAAAGCUGUUAUUGCCUGCCAGACUCUUGCAGGGCAGGUUCAUUAAUUGUGUGCAAAAUUAAAUUCCGUUUUUAGAGGGUUGCAGACACAACAAAUCAGAAAAAAGUUGGGUCUUUUAGUUAAAACGGAAACACAAAUUGACAAUUUGUAAGAGGAAAAAUACCAAAUAUCCAUUUUUUUUGGAGGAGCACUCCACUGCUCCAAAAGGGCUUUUGUUUCAGCUCAUUCCAAGCAACUGCUUGAACAUUGAUGAACACGUAAGGUAGUUUAAUGUAACAGAGGGAAUGUCUUUAUUUUGCCAUUUUUCUUUUUAAAAUAUUAGUCUUUAGCUUAUGGUUGUGGGGAUUUAUGCAGACUUAUAUAAUUAUGGUGAGAUUCUUUUGUUCAUGAAUGGACUAUAGGCCCUAGGCAUAGUUAUAAUCCUUCUUGGACUGAACAUUUUAUUACAGAUUCCUGUGCUUACAGGGAUAGCGCAGGAUUCCUUUGGCUAGUGUCGUUAGCACAAAAUGGUGAAAAUAAGUGCAGAAUUCUGUGCUUAGCAGAGCCAUGAAAUUGGGCCAAAAUUAAUGUUAUGUAGUUUUCAGGAUGAGUAAAAAAGAAAGUGACUGGGAUUAACAUUUUUUUUUUCUUAAAAAGCAAUCAAAUUUAAUACAAGAACGAAGUAUGACUUCCAAGUGCAUGUUCUUCCACUCAUCUGAAGACCAAAAAAAGAAUGACUGAAAUUGAUCCAUGCUUUCAGAUUUUUUGCAUGUUUUACUAAAAUAAGCUCUGUCCAUGGAAUGCCAUUGGAAGCUAUUGAGCCGAGUUAGAAUUACAGAGUACACACUGGCACUCAAAUACAAAUGGGAUCAUUUGAGUCGAGACUGAAUCAUCAUUUUUACAGUCGGAUUUUGUGUUUGAAUAUGAGGAACAAGUCCACUGCCUAUAUUCUGAGUGGACGCAGCGUCGUCUUGGCGCUGAGUACACCGUCCACCAGAUCUCCUUCAACGAUCCCAACCCCAUGCACAUUGACGCCACGUUCAACAUCAUCGGUCCAGGGUUGGUGAUUGUCAAUCCCGACCAGCCGUGCAAAUCAGCUCAGCAUGUUCAAGAAGGCCAACUGGGAUUUUGUGACCGCUCCUAAGCCCGUAUUUCCUGAUGGUGAGAAGUACAUGUACCGCAGCUGAUUUCACAAAACUUUAAAUAUUGAUGACGAUUUUUGUUUUCCUUUGCAAGUUUUCGUUCAUUCAUUUAUGUGAAAUACGUCAAUGUUUUAUUGUAUUUUUUAGGUAUUCAUGUCGGUGGUGGACAGCUGCAUUUUGUUAUCUUUUUACUAAAAUAGUCAUAACUUGGGAAUAGAGUAUACAAAUUAAGUGAAAUCUUCACUGUUACUAGUCAAUAACUUUUAGUCUGAAACUUUCACUGUAAUAUCUUUCAAGUCAUCAAAAAACAUGGUGCAUAAUUUCAUGCAACUCUGACAGCAAUAUUUAACAAUAUGUUAAUGUUAUGUACAUGGUUUUCAAGCACAGGUGUGUGGCACCCUUUACCUUUUGAUUGCCCAACUAUUUGUCAGUAUUAUAAGUUUUGACUGAUAUUACAAAUGUACUUUAUCACUAUGGAAUAACAGAUGGUGCUGCAAUAAAAUUCAAGAUUUCAACAAG
Messenger RNA from Patiria miniata (bat star), 3855 nucleotides. It is a transcript of the gene gatm, whose product is annotated as glycine amidinotransferase, mitochondrial-like. The transcript has 8 exons. Lineage: Eukaryota; Metazoa; Echinodermata; Asteroidea; Valvatida; Asterinidae. Gene Ontology annotation, cellular component: mitochondrion. Gene Ontology annotation, molecular function: amidinotransferase activity. The coding region runs from base 433 to 1695 and encodes 420 amino acids. The record is from RefSeq and is a predicted model, not a curated record.